ACUCCGAGUUGAAGACUAUAUCAAGAAUACUCCGAGUUAAAAAUGUCUCCGAGUUUUGGCUGAAAAAGAUGAAAGAAUGACUAUAUUUGAGUUGAAAGAUCACGAGUCACUUGCACUGUGGGUAAAGAAAAGACUCACAUCAACAUUGUGGUCAUUGGCCACGGUUGACUCGGGCAAGUCGACCACCCACUGUCAUCUAAUCUACAAGUUGGGAGCUGUCAGCAAAUGUGAAAUUGAGAGUUUCGAGAAGGAAGCUUCUGAGAUGAACAAGAGGUCAUCCAAGUAUGCAUGGGUUCUUGACAAGCUCAAGGCGAGAGGGAAAGAGCUGACCAUUGACAAUGCUCUAUGGAAGUUUGAGACCACCACAUACGACUGCACUAUUAUUGAUGCUCGCUGGCAUCGUGAUUUCAUCAAGAACAUGAUUACCGGUACUCUCAAGCUGAGCUGUGCAGUUGUUAUUGACCCACGCGCUGGCGGUUUUGAGGUUGGCAUCUCUAAGGAUGGGCAGACACGUGAGCACGCUCUUCUUGCUUUCAUCAUGGGAGUGAAGCAAAUCAUUUGUUGCUGUAACAAGAUGGAUGCUACCACCCCCAAGUAUUCGAGGGCCAGGUAUGAAGACAUCGUUAACGGAGUCUCUUCCAUCCUCAAAAAGGUUGGCUACAACCCCGAUGUAAUCCCCUUUGUCCCCAUCUCUGGUUUUGAUGGUGACAACUUGAUCGAGCGGUCGGCCAACCUACUCUGGUACAAAGGCCCCACCCUUCUGGAAGCCCUCGACCAAAUUAACCAACCAAAACGCCCCACCAACAAGCCUCUACGUCUCCCCCUCCGGGACGUCUACAAGAUUGGCGGUAUCGGGACCAUCCCUGUUGGCCGAGUUGAAACCGGAGUCCUUAAAUCCGGUAUGUUUGUCACCUUUGGCCCCACCUGUCUCACGACUGAAGUCAAGUCUGUCGAGAUGCACCAGAAAGCUUUGGACGUGGCUCACCCUGGGUGUAUUGUUGGAUUUAACGUCAAGAACGUUUCAGAGAAGGAUCUCAAGAGAGGCUAUGUUGCUUCGAAUUCUAAGAAUGACCCAGCAAAGGAAGCAACUAGCUUCACCUCCCAGAUUAUUGUUUUGGACCACCCGGGUCAGAUUAAAAAUGGGUACACGCCGGUGUUGGCUUGUCACACGGCGCACAUAGCUGUCAAGUUUUUAGAGAUUCUGACAAGGAUUGAUAGGCGAUCCGGAAAGGAGCUCGAGAAGGAGCCCGUGUUUUUAAAGAGCGGCGAUUCUGGGCUAGUUGAUAUGGUUCCAACUAAGCCGAUGGUGGUGGAGACUUUCUCGGAGUAUCCUCCUCUGGGUCGGUUUGCCGUUAGAGACACGAGGCAGACGGUUGCUGUUGGAGUGAUUAAGAGCGUGCAAAAGAAGGAGGCAUGAAGCUGGCUCAGCAUUUAGUUGGUUGAUAAUGUGAAUAGAACCUUUGUUGUUGAUGUUUGUCUUUGAUACCGCUGCUAAUUUUGUUUCACCCAUCGUUUCUACUUUCUAUACUUUCUUGCUAUACUGUGAUUGAAGUGUUUGCAAUUCGUUAUACCACUAGCUAAUUUUGUUGCUUAAUCUGUUGCUGCUCCAAAAUUACAAAGAGCUUCUUGAAAGUACUUCAACA
This is a messenger RNA of Asparagus officinalis (garden asparagus), 1643 nucleotides long. Its product is annotated as elongation factor 1-alpha-like. Lineage: Eukaryota; Viridiplantae; Streptophyta; Magnoliopsida; Asparagales; Asparagaceae. Gene Ontology annotation, biological process: translation; translational elongation. The record is from RefSeq and is a predicted model, not a curated record. Gene Ontology annotation, molecular function: GTP binding; GTPase activity; translation elongation factor activity.